ACAUAUGCAUAGGUUCACCUGGUGUUAAACAUAGACAUGAAUGCAUGUAUAGCUUCUGGAGAGCUCUGAUGUUCUCUUAGUUGCAGCGGACUUGUCCUAGGUCAUCUUAAACACCAGGUUCAGGCUACUCCGGAUGUUACGCUGAACGAGGAUAUAUAUUGAUCUGUGUGUUGACGCUCGUGCGGGAUGGAAGAAGAACUGCAAAUGUUGGAAAUAACGAGCCCUCGAGGCACAGGACACAGGAUGCCUGUUGACUUCACUACCUACCUAUUGUCGUCCAGUCCCCCAGCGUCCAGCCUGGAGCUGUUGACGUACGCCUUCCACCCAGACGACGGGCACUACGGCCACCCAAACGACAAACGCAUCGGCCACUCCGACGGGGAUCUGUACCACCAGUCAAGACUACAAAGUUUGAGUCAGAGACGAAACAAUGCUCCGCUUAAACCUAUUAUUAUCAAACCGGAAGCGAACAGCGAUAGCUCCGCACCAAAUUCCGGAAGUUCCACUCCGACGAGUCCGCGGUCUACCAGUCCACAUUCACCAGGAAGGUUAAAGAAGAAAGUGUCAUUCGCAGAUCACCAAGGAAAGGCAUUAGCUACAGUGAGAGUUAUGACAGAGGCAUCUGAUAUGCCUCCAAGGAUUCGUCCAGAACUUCUCGCUUCAGUGACGCAGGGGGCGUCAGCAGGAGUAACGGAACAGCCUCCUUUGAAACUUUGUUUUAACCAACCAGCGUCUGACUAUUUGGCGUUCAGAGACAGGUUGGAAGAAGAGUUUGUGUCUUUGGAAAAUGUGAUAUUAAGGGACUACCGCGUUGGGGGAACCGUGAAGGUGAAAAAUAUUUCCUUUAUGAAAAACGUUUUUGUUAGAGUUACAUUCGACUCGUGGGAGUCUUUCGAGGACACUCAAGCUUCGUACGUCGCCAGCCCAUCCGAUCAUAGUGUCUAUGACACGUUUUCGUUUGAGUUCAGUGUUCCUACAAACUUUGACAUGGGUAAAGUCAUAGAAUUCGCUGUGUGUUAUGAAGCGGAACACGCACAGCACUGGGACAACAACAGGGGAGAUAACUAUCAUAUUGUGUCGGCAGAUUACAAAAAAGUACAAGAACCCAAGUUCGUAUCUCACAGUAUCUGGCCUGAACAUAACUCGAACUGGCCAGAAUACGCUUGCUGGAAUCAUGUGGAUACAACUACCCCGUACUGGUGAAACGUUCCCCCUGAACGUACCAGAACGUUCAAUCCAGGCGCCCUAGCUGUGGCGCUUGAGCAUGGAGGCCGGGAGAGUCCAUUAUUCAGGCGCUGCUUGUGGAAUCUAGGACGAACAGCUGUCACAGACUCAGCUGAGAUCUCAUUGUGCAACGACUCUCGGCUAAAUUUGAAAUGGACUUCUCACAUGUCUACUUAAGUAGUAAAGUGCUUUGGAAUAUUUGCGUAACCAAAGAAAGGAAUUUUUCAUAACUCACUCGCGAGGCAGCUUUGCGAUGAAGGGUCACGUGACUUCUUGUGGAAGAAUCGUUCUAUGUGUAGUUUAGAAAAAUUCCAUCGAUUUCCAUGUGUACAUUUCCAUUGCUUUAGACAGCUAUAAGUCAUCUGUGAUAUUACCUUUUGAAUGACAGAGAGGUUUUAGUACUUUUAACACACUGGGAAAUACUUGAUGUAGCAGUGGGGAGUUGGCCUAAAGUUCAACAGUCUUGAGACCUGACCCAAUAAGCCACGCCUGCAUGUCAUCACCCCAAAUUCAUACGAAUCGGAUAUAUUUUCAUCAUUUGUUAUUUUUAGAUAUUUGGGUGUAUGUUUAUGUAAACCAGUGAUCAAGCUCAAGAAGCCUGUUUCAAAUAUCUGUGAUUGUCUGGAAUCUUUAUUACAAAGAGAACAAAUAUGUUGUAUUCCAAGAUGGCGGCUAUCCACUUGUUCUAAUUAACGUGACCAACAGACACACCAGUGGUAAAUAGUUGGGUAUAUUAGUAAAGACAAAUAAUUGUGAGGUCACUGGCGGGUGUUUGAAUGUUUGAAAGAAUAUCCAUGUUUGGGGAGAGUUCAAACCGGAACAACAGCCAGACAUGCGCAAAAUACUCUGCGGCAGUUGCGCCUCAUUUGUAACUUUCACCAAAUAUACCGACCAAGAAAAGUUAAGGGUCAUGAAGAUGUAUAGGGAUAUUCAGAGUUUUCACUGAAAAAAAAACAACCUUGAAAUAUUCAUGAUCCUUAACUCCUUUGUUUUGUAUAAUUACGAGUGAAAUACGAUGUUUCAUUGAUAGCAUGGAGAUAGUAAUGGACUCGCUGAGCUCAGAGAUCGCGGACGACGAACGUCCAUCUGAGUGGAGUUUGUGAUUGUAGUAUGUGUCUGUCAGUAUUAGAUUUGAAUCCAUGUCUCACCACAUCUACGGGUAAAAAACAUGCACUUUGUAAGGCAUUUGAUAGGAAGUUGGGAAGCCGCCAUUUUGUUAUUCGGGUUGUCUUUCUGACCGAAGUGAAGAGAUUACAGUAUUGAAGCUGUUUGUAUCUAUGUUAAUACUAUUUUAUACAAAAUGUUCAAUCCUGUUGUAUUUAAUUGUACAUAGAAUUUACCAUUUGUUGGACUGAGAUCUCCGUGCACAGGAUUGCCUGUGCCGUUUGUGAUGAUCUAGGAACCCCUCAGUUUCGAUGGUGCUUGAAUGCAAGAGGACGUCACGUGACAAGGACUGAUAGCGUGAUGGAACGUUAGUCUGGAGCGUGAAUGUUGUAUAAUUGUAUGUACACUGCGUAACGAUAUUAAACGUGUGGAAGUGUU
Molecule: messenger RNA, 2766 nt
Organism: Haliotis rubra (blacklip abalone)
Lineage: Eukaryota; Metazoa; Mollusca; Gastropoda; Lepetellida; Haliotidae
Product: protein phosphatase 1 regulatory subunit 3B-like
Exons: 2
Coding region: 187-1203 (338 amino acids)
Biological process (GO): regulation of glycogen biosynthetic process
Cellular component (GO): protein phosphatase type 1 complex
Molecular function (GO): protein phosphatase 1 binding; glycogen binding
Source: RefSeq, a predicted model, not a curated record